Zingiber officinale is the source of this 2832-nucleotide messenger RNA. Its product is annotated as potassium channel KAT3-like. The record is from RefSeq and is a predicted model, not a curated record. Gene Ontology annotation, molecular function: voltage-gated potassium channel activity. The coding region runs from base 53 to 1888 and encodes 611 amino acids. Gene Ontology annotation, biological process: transmembrane transport; potassium ion transport. Lineage: Eukaryota; Viridiplantae; Streptophyta; Magnoliopsida; Zingiberales; Zingiberaceae. Gene Ontology annotation, cellular component: membrane. The transcript has 11 exons.
CUGCUGCUCAACGUACACAAUUAUAGCCUCGCGUUCCAAGGACAAACGCAGCAUGCUCCUCUGUGGUGCACAAUCCAAGCUUCAGCCCUUUGGGGAAAGCUACAGCUUCUCCAGUGACCUGCUGCCGUCUCUGGGAGCGAAUAUUAACCAGUCGAUCAAGCUGAGGAGGUUCAUAGUGUCGCCCUUUGAUUCUCGUUACAGAGCUUGGCAGAUGUUCCUGAUCCUACUCGUCGUUUAUUCUGCUUGGAUCUGUCCGUUCGAACUAGCAUUCAUGAGGCAUUUGCCGGCGAAGCUUUUCUGGGUCGAGAGCAUCCUCAACAGUUUCUUCGCGAUCGAUAUUGUACUCACCUUCUUCGUCGCAUACCUUGACCGGAGAUCGUACGUCUUGAUCGACGAUCCGAAGAGAAUCGCAGUCAGAUAUCUAUCCUCGUGGUUCAUCUUCGACAUCUUGUCGACCGCUCCAUUCGAAGCGAUCAGCCUUCUCUUCCGAGGCGACGGCAAUGAUCUCGGUUUCAAAACGCUGAACAUGCUGCGAUUGUGGCGGCUCCGCCGGGUCAGUUCUCUCUUUUCGAGGCUUGAGAAGGACAUCAGGUUCAACUACUUCUGGACGCGAUGCACAAAGCUGGUGUUAGUAACUCUCUUCGCCGUGCACUACGCUGGAUGCUUCAAUUAUCUCAUUGCCGACCGGUACCCUAAUCCCGGAAGAACAUGGAUAGGUUCAGUCAUGCCGAGCUUUAAAUCUGAAAGUCUAUGGGUUAGAUAUGUAACUGCAAUUUACUGGUCCAUUACGACGCUGACAACAACCGGUUAUGGUGACUUGCAUGCUGAAAACACCAGAGAAAUGCUAUUCGACAUCUUCUACAUGUUGUUUAACUUGGGGCUGACAGCUUACCUUAUCGGCAACAUGACGAACCUCGUCGUCCAUGGAACCAGCCGCACCCGACACUUCAGGGACACGAUUGAGGCAGCUUCAGAAUUCGCAGCAAGAAAUCAUCUGCCGAAGCGCAUCAAGGACCAAAUGCUCUCCCACAUAUGCUUGAGAUUCAAAACGCAGGGGCUGAAGCUGCAAGACCCCUUGAAUGAUCUUCCCAAGGGAAUUCGUUCCAGCAUAGCGAAUAAGCUCUUCUUUCCGAUUUUACGACAAGCCUACCUUUUCCGUGGAGUUUCCUUCAACUUCCUUCAUCAACUGGUAACAGAGACGCAGGCCGAGUAUUUCCCACCACGGGAAGAUGUGAUGCUACAAAACGAGGCGCCAACCGAUCUGUACAUAAUAGUAACAGGAGCUGUGGACUUGAGAUCAAAUGUUGAUGGGAAUGAACAAGUUCAUGGAAGGCUAGGAGCAGGGGAAGUGUUUGGGGAGAUGGGGGUCUUAUGCUGCAGCCCACAGCCAUUCACUGCACGAACCGUCGAACUAACACAAGUAUUAAGGUUGAGCAGCACCACAGUGAUGAACUUGAUUAAAGAGAACGUCGAAGACGCGAACACGGUUAUGAACAAUCUUUUAGAGAAAAUAAAACUACAACAACUAUCAGCUGCUGGAGUAGAGGAACAGAGCUUUGUUUCUUGCAAGGAGUCUUACAAAGUCCAAACGGAAGAAUCAUGGGAAGCCAGUUCGAUCGACGAUAGCAGCGUGCAGAUGCCUAGAAAAAGAGUCGUCGUUCAUAUUCUUUCAAGAAAGACAAGAAGUUCAAAGGAAGAACGAGGGAAGCUCAUAAACCUGCCUGGUUCUUUGGAGGACCUCUUCGAGAUUGCUAGAGAAAAGUUCAUUGGUCAUCAGCCUACAAAGGUGCUCAAUCAAGAGAAUGCAGAAAUAGAUGACAUUAGAGUUAUUCGAGAUGGAGACCAUUUGUUUCUUCUAGAGGAGGAAGAUCGUGAUCAUUGUGUUUGACCUUUGGCAAAGUGGUGAUCACAUACAUCAAGUUUGUCACUAACAUCAACAUGUAGCUAGCAACCAAUGAUUAUGUGUUGGAAAAGAAAGAAAACUUUAUACUUUAUUCUUUAACCAAAAUCACAAGUGCAAGUGUUGCUGAAAUCUCAUUGAUACAGUUCAUUAAGAAUUUGGACAUGCCUUUGCUUCUAAAUGAUGAUAACAACAAAAAUGAUCAGGGAUUCUUUUUGCUUGAAAGUUUUUUUCUCAUUUUUCAAAGAGGUUGGCAACUACUAACUGACGGUACUAUACUAAACUCCCUAACCUCUCUUGCGCCCGCUUCUCCUCUGUUUUGUUGCACUCCCCAUGCAACCAUCCUCAUUCUCUGAUGGGUGCCUUGGCUUCUUUCCUCUUCCUCCUCCUCCUCCUCCUCUCCUCUCUCCCUCCAGUCAUGUCCUUCUCCAGCUCUGGUGUCCGGGGAGGAGGCCACGGAGUCCACGUCCUCAAGCCGCGGCCGUGGGCUUUCAGCGGCAAGAGCAAGAGCAGAUCAAUCAGGAGAGGGAGAAGAGGCAAGACGGCCAGAAGGUCAAAGAGUGAAGCAACUUUCUCCGCAAUGCUACCGAGGGGAUUUGUGCCGCCAUCGGGCUCUUCUUGGCGCCACAACGGCUCUCCCGAGUCCGCCGGACUCUUUUGCAACGGAAAAGUGGCUUCUCAAUCUCCGCCUCCGCCGCCGCCGCCUUGUCCCAAAUGCUAACUGCAUUAACUAGUGUUAGAUGCUGCUCAACCGGCCUGUCCUGUCUUGCUUUUCCUCGUUGUCUUUGCCGCUUUGCUCAUGUUAGUUUUUCUCCUCGGUGCUCUCUUCAAGGAGAUCGUUAGCUUAGUUCUGAUGUAAAAACUAAUCGAUGCUAACCAAGAUUUUGUCUAGGAAGCAAUGAGAAUCUCGUUCGUUCCUAUUCUUCUCAAUC